AUGUUGAAUACAGUGUCAGAGUGGGCUUCCUCGCAACCAGUCGAACAAUCAGAACAAACAUCAACGACCCCAACGGAUGAUCAUGACGAGGGAGUUAUGUACGUGUCCGAAUCACCUCAAGGAAACGAGCGGUUGUUGAGCGCUGCACUGCGUUCAAAAAUGAUAUCCUUAUCAAAAGUGGCGGAUGAGAGAGUGCAGCAGCAGAUGAAGAAGUGUAUUGAAAUGAUGAGAGGUAUCGAUGUUGAAGUGUCGUCCGAGAUAGCUCUCCACCGCCCGACUCCGAGUCGUCCUCACCUAGCUCGGCGCGUUGAUCUGUCCCAGACAGGUCGUCCGCCUAAUUACGCUCCAAUCCGACUAGCAAAGAGGGCGACCUUGAAAAAAAGGCCAGAAAUGCCGGAGCAAAGCCCUGUCGAGGAGUUGAACCCAGACGACAUCCAGUGUUGUGUUAUGUGCUUUAGAAGAAUUCCCGACGACGGCUCAGAUAGGGAUUUUGAUGAAUGGGUCAAGUGCUCCGUAUGUGGUUUAUGGGCCCACGAAAGCUGUUCCGGGCAAGGAACACCUUGCCCCUACGACGAAGGAAUUUUCACCUAUUCUCCAUAG
Ostertagia ostertagi is the source of this 600-nucleotide messenger RNA. The record is from the annotation of a GenBank genome assembly. NCBI's taxonomy places the organism in Eukaryota, Metazoa, Nematoda, Chromadorea, Rhabditida, Trichostrongylidae.